Corylus avellana is the source of this 564-nucleotide messenger RNA. The record is from RefSeq and is a predicted model, not a curated record. Lineage: Eukaryota; Viridiplantae; Streptophyta; Magnoliopsida; Fagales; Betulaceae.
AUGGCCACCCUCUUGGAAGAGUGUCGAGUGGCUCUAGAGUCUGAGGCUGACAACUCUAGCCAGCCACGGCUGAUCUUGACUGUUGCGGCUCAUUACUCACUUGCAGAUUUUGUGCCUGUUGAUCCGUCUGUUUCUUUACCAGUGGAAUCAAUGCAAAACAACUUGGACUGGUCAAAUAUUGUGGCUUAUCACUACUACUCACCAUUUUCUGGCAAAUUUUACGCUCCCUGUUGCAGCUUUGCAUGGAUUGCUAGGGGAUUGUCUGCAAACAAGUUGGUUUUGGGAUUGCCUUUCUUUGGCUACAUGUGGACGCUUAAGAAUUCCCAGGACAAUGGUAUAGGUGCACCAGUCACUGGUCUAGUAGCCAAUGACACAGACACUAUUGAGAAAGGAAGUCUUGCCUACAAGGAUAUCAAGCGACAUUACAUUCAGACAAAUAGCUCUGCCUUAACGUACAAUGCUAAUUUUGUAGUAAAUUACUGCAUAAUUAGAUCCAAUUGGAUUACUUUUGAUGAUGUUGAGGCUGUCCAAAAUAAGGUUUUAUAUGCAAUCGGCCUUGAGUAA